Molecule: messenger RNA, 1313 nt
Organism: Paramecium tetraurelia
Lineage: Eukaryota; Ciliophora; Oligohymenophorea; Peniculida; Parameciidae
Exons: 4
Source: RefSeq, a predicted model, not a curated record
AUCAAUAAAUACUGAUUAUUAUUUAAUAUUUCCGAAUGGGAACUCAACAUUCUUCACCAAUAAAUUUUGCCUGUGUGUCCUGUUAAUCGAACGAUAAUGAAUUUGCUAGCAUUGAUUGGAAAAAACAACUACAAAGGGAAUGCGAAUCAAUAAAAGAUCGGUGCAAAUGGGCAAAAUAUUUUUUAUCACAAGUUUAUGGUGGAUUAAAAUCCUAACCAAUUGAAGGGUAUAUAAUCUAAUUUUAAUCAGCCAAUCAAUAGUACAAGAGCUAGUUUCUAAAAAAUUCGCGAAAGAGUUAAAGUUAUUCUAGUAAUCCAAAUUUAUCAAUUAAGCAGAGUUCAGAAUCAUCUAUCAAGCAACUUAUUUUAAACACAGAUUUAACUAUACAAUAACUAGAAAUUCAGACCAAUACAAUUCUGAAUAAAUAAGAAGCAUCUGUGUCUUUAUAAAUAAUUGAGAAAAAAAAAAUUAGUGAAAGCUUUGAUAAGGAAGACGAAUUGUUAAUGUCUCAACUAUUAUAUUAUGUGGAUAUGAUUAAAUUGUUGAAGCAACAGAUAAGCAAUCAGGAUCAUUAACUUAAUGUGAUUCUACAUUUUUUUAUAGAUUCAUUUAAAAGAUAGUACAAUAUGGAUCGUUGUUCGAAGCAAUUAGAUCAUGCUGUUACAGACCUAAAAGAAUUUUCAAAAGUGUUUCAAUCUUGCAUUUAAAAUUACUAUUCAAUUGAAAAGUCGUAAAUGUCUGCAGGGCCUGUGACUGAUCUAUUUAAUAGAGAAACUAUGUUGACAGCAAUUUAUUCAAUGCUAUUUUAAAAAGAAAUCACAUAUUAAAUAAUUUAUGAUAUGACUUUGGAAUAUCUGAGAAAAGAUAUUGAUAAGUUAAAGACCAAUAUUGAAAAAUGUUAUAAUCAUGAAAUAGACUUUUAUGAAAUAAAUGUGAAAUAUAGACUUAAUAAAUCUACACACUCAUAUUUACUAAAAAAAUAUUCUAACUGUGAAAUUAAUUAUAGAGAAGGAAUUCCUUAUCAUAAAUGCUUCAAACUUUUAGCUUAAAUCAAAGAGAAAUAGUCUCCUUAAUAAAAACUCAAAGCAUUAAUCUAUUGUUUAGAGAAGAUUAUUAAAUAGAUUAAGCAUUUCUACAAUAUAUAUGGUUGUGAAUAUGAUUUUCAAAUUGAAUCGGCUGAUCUUAUCUCAAUAUAUAUCUUUUUGAUUUAUAAGUUCAUCUGUAUUUCAUCGAACAUUUUAUUAAUACCAAUCAAAUUAAUUAUGGCCCUUAUGGCUAUUACUUAACUUCAAUAAAUGCAGCCAUAAGAAUGA